Fusarium verticillioides 7600 is the source of this 2289-nucleotide messenger RNA. RefSeq lists its product as hypothetical. The transcript is spliced from 6 exons. The record is from RefSeq and is a predicted model, not a curated record. The coding region runs from base 741 to 2105 and encodes 454 amino acids. NCBI's taxonomy places the organism in Eukaryota, Fungi, Ascomycota, Sordariomycetes, Hypocreales, Nectriaceae.
UUGCGUGUGUGAGGGCGAGGUGAGCGCGCUGUAGGCUCGAUCUUGUCAGGCUUGUCUCAGCACUGCUUGGCAGAACCUGCUCAUCAUUUCCUGUUAUCCCCCACAUCCCUUUGACUUUCGGAGAAAUUAGACCAGGUUAUCACCAAUUUCGACACGUCAGUCAAUGCUUUCCGGUUGCGGAUAUCUGCUCCUACCGGCUGAGGCUCAACACGCCAUCCACUCGGAUGGGUGAGACAUGCAUUGAGCCUCGCCCUUUAUCUGCUGAGAUCGUUCUUCGAUCAUGACGUCGAUGAAGGCCUCUUUCAGCUGUUGAGCUGCAGGUGUCAGGCCGCACUGACUCUGGAGCUGCCUCUUCCGUUGACGUGGAGGUAGCCGUGGGGACCAAGAUACGCGCCAAAUGAAGAUCGCGGGAUGACAUGGAAGGCUUGAGGUCGUCAUCAUUGGAGCUUCGAUGUGCUCCUCCUCAAUCUCGAUAGCUCGGAGCUCACGUUGGAACUCACCGUUGGCUAAAGCUAUGAGAUGACGUCCAUGAUGCUGCCCAUGAUGAAGAGGCGGGCAAUUCGGACAACGAGACGACGUAAAGAGUAUUCAAGUAUAUAAACUUAAGUGUACCUCGACUUCUUUAGCAAUAUUCUCAUCCCAUCAUCAACAACACAAAAGUCACAGCGAAACAAACAUCAAUCAACAAUCGCCCCAAUUGAAUCCCAUACACUUGUAACUCAUAACCCAAAUCAUACACAAUGGAGAAAGCAAAGCAGGCCGUUUCUAGCUUCCUUUCCAAUGAUGGAAAGCACAGAACCACUGUCGACGAAGAUGUUAAGCCUCACGUCACUCAGGAGCAUGUUAUGCCUCAUCAGCAUGAGCAAGUGACCACUGCCCUGGAUAAGGAGGUUCAUCAAGAGCACCAUCAUACGACUGUUCAGCCUAUCACUCACAAGGAGACUCUUCCUGAGCAGCACCACCACAACCUCAUCCCUGUCGAGCACAAGACUUUCCACCAUGGCAAUGAGCAGGACACUCGGGCUACGCUCGACCGAGAAGCUGCUAAAUACAGAGAUACCAGUGAGAUCCACAGUACCACUCACUCUACUGAGACUGCUCCCGUUGUCACCGGUGAACGAAUUCAUCACCAUGUCCAUGAGCAUGUGCAGCCCGUGAUUAAUAAAGAGACUGUCCAGCCGCACGUCGUUCACACCACGAUACCCAUUCACGAAACCCACCACGCCGCACCUGUUCAUCAUGGAACUUCUACUCUACCAACUAAGACUCUAGAAGAGUUCACUCAGGAGCGCGGCGGUCUCAAGGAGCGAGCAGCUCAGAAGCUCACUGAGUUUGAGGGUUGCCCUAAGCCGUACCGACGAGAGCUCCAGAGCGAACAACUUGAAGGUGACAAAUCCAUGCACCUUCACGGCCAUGGUGACAACUACGGUGAAAACCAGGCUUUCUCUGGUCGAGAGGGCCAUGGUAUGGGAAGCAACACUGAAGGUCUGGCCGCUGGCGCCGCAGCUGGCGCCGGGGCUGCUGCAGCUACUCGCAAGCACCAACACGGUAUUGGCCACAAGGAACGUCGUGGAUCUGCCUCUAGCAGCAGCUCUGUGAGCUCUAGUGACGAGGAGUCCCGCGGUUUGGGCAAGUCAUCCAAGACAAAGAACCGUGGCCUCGGCAGCUCAACCGGAACUGGCGUUGGAGCCGGAGCCGCCGCCGCCGCUGCUGGCGCCGCUCACUCUCAUCACCAGAACCGUGAAGGUGCCGCAGCUGCUCCCUCUACACUUGAAGGUAACCGAGGCAUCGCAGGUUCUGGUAUUCCCGGAACUGCCGGUGCUGGAUCAGGUGUAGAGUCUAUGGGUACCACUGGUAACAUGAGCAGCUUUGGCUCCAGCAACCGUGGAAUUGGAAAUACCAACACUGCUGGCCUCAACAAGCCUCACACCGGCGAGUAUGACCAGGUCAAGACCGGAGGUCUUCACAAUGACCCUUUGAACAGUCAACACUCUCGUGGUGACUCUGGCGUUGGUAUGCAGACUGGCAAGAAGCCUUCCCUGAUCGACCGACUCAACCCCAUGAAGGAUGCCGACGGUGAUGGAAAGAAGGGAUUGUUGGACUAAAGCCUUUACUCAAUGCUCGGAGAAAGGCUAAACCGAUUGUACGAUUAGUGAUACAUGAUUAGUUAUGCAUGACGCAUGCAAGUUUAGCUUAGUUGUUCUGUAUUUACCAAGGUUUCUCAAGCUCCUUCAACGCAUCAUGACAUAUAGUGAACUCUAGUCUCCAUAUAAAAUCUCCUUCCGUCGA